Messenger RNA from Pundamilia nyererei, 957 nucleotides. Its product is annotated as ras-related protein Rab-17-like. NCBI's taxonomy places the organism in Eukaryota, Metazoa, Chordata, Actinopteri, Cichliformes, Cichlidae. The record is from RefSeq and is a predicted model, not a curated record. Gene Ontology annotation, molecular function: GTP binding; GTPase activity. The transcript is spliced from 5 exons. The coding region runs from base 159 to 842 and encodes 227 amino acids.
ACAGUCACACACUUUCACAACAAGCAAGACGACUCAGCUUGUCUGGACUGUUUGAAAUUACUGUUGUGUUUUUAAAGAAAAGGAGAGUUGGAUCAGGACUUGAGGACCCUUUUUGGACUUUUUUUUACCUCCUGUUUUGGAGUUAACUAAGCUUUUCCAUGGGGGAAACUCUCCCAAGGGUCCACGGAGGGGCCCAGCAAUACAGUGACACUUUGCGCAGACCAGUGCAUACUCUCAGGGUUAAGAUGGUCCUGCUGGGGAGCUCUGGUGUUGGAAAGUCGAGUCUGGCUUUGCGAUUUAGCAAGGAUGAGUUCAGGAGUACAUCGCCCACUGUAGGCUGUGCUUACCUCACCCAGUUGGUGCGUCUGAGUAAUGCCACUCUUCGCUUUGAAAUCUGGGACACGGCAGGCCAGGAAAAAUACCACAGCGUCACUCCGCUGUACUACAGGGGAGCCCACGUAGCACUUUUGGUCUAUGAUAUCACGCAAAGGGAAACAUUUGUCAGAGCUCAGGUGUGGCUCAAAGAGCUCGAGAAACAGUACAUACCAGGAUCUACUGUUAUAUGGCUGGUAGGCAACAAAGGAGAUCUGGCUCACAAUCGGCAAGUGCCACUGGAGGAAGGACAAAGUCUAGCCAGUAACAAGGGCUUGUACUUCACUGAGACCUCAGCCCUCUCUGGAGAGCAAGUCACCGAGCUGCUGCAAUCCGUAGCCCACAGAGUGUUCGAGUGCAUUGGAGCACAGCAGGGAGGUCUGACAGAGUGGGAGGAGAUGCCGAGUGUGGAGCUGCAGCACAGAGACUCGUUCAAUCUGUUUUCAUCCUGCUGCAAAGUUGGACCUUAAGCUGUAUGACUGCCAGUGGCUUGGCUGCCUGUUUCUGUUGUGUCUUUCUGUUUGUCUUAAUUAUUUCAAAGAUGGGAUACGUAACAUGACAAUAAAAUGCUUGUGGAUUUUGGAA